This is a messenger RNA of Nannizzia gypsea CBS 118893, 189 nucleotides long. RefSeq lists its product as hypothetical. The coding region runs from base 1 to 189 and encodes 62 amino acids. The record is from RefSeq and is a predicted model, not a curated record. Lineage: Eukaryota; Fungi; Ascomycota; Eurotiomycetes; Onygenales; Arthrodermataceae. The transcript has 2 exons.
AUGAAGGGCGGUCCCUCCCAGGAGUCACUCGCUUGCCGCACCGUAUCCACCGCACUCCCUACUGUAACUCCUAACUUCCGACUCCCUUGCCACUCCGUGGCUCUUGAGAAGAGCCGUGAAGGAGUAGUGCAGUCGUUCAUUGUAACUCUCCUGUCCAGUCCGCUGUCUGGAGAUGCGAUGGAGAUGUGA